Messenger RNA from Prunus persica (peach), 1973 nucleotides. Its product is annotated as metal tolerance protein 11-like. Lineage: Eukaryota; Viridiplantae; Streptophyta; Magnoliopsida; Rosales; Rosaceae. Gene Ontology annotation, biological process: monoatomic cation transport; transmembrane transport. Bases 1094 to 1537 code for a protein of 147 amino acids. Gene Ontology annotation, molecular function: manganese:proton antiporter activity. The transcript is spliced from 5 exons. The record is from RefSeq and is a predicted model, not a curated record. Gene Ontology annotation, cellular component: membrane.
AGAGUCCUAGAAAGCGAUUCUGUAUAUCCCCAAAAAGCCCUCCGAGUCUCUUCAAAUUUUCAGUUCCUACCCUCAAUGCUCCGCUGCUCAUCCGACACUACUUCUCUCCCCCUAGUUUCCUUGUCUCUCACUCUCCCAGCAACCAGGAAUUGGUGGAGCCGGUGACGCCAGACUACGACGAGGAGAGAGUCGGGCAAUGUUGACGGGUCAUGGCGAUUUAACUUCGAAGGUUUCCAGGUGUCCUCAAAGAGCACAGGGAGAAAAGACUUCCCCGUGGCCUCCAUGACUGCCUGGGGAGUUUUAGGUAAUUUCGCAUCUUCACCUUCAUUGUUAAAGGAAUGAUAUAUUUGUUGUGAUGGUCUUUGUUUUUUCUUUUUUGUGGUCUCAACUCAAAUGCCAAUAUUCUGUUGCGUGCUUUGGUCUCCCAGAAUUUUUCGUGUUUUGUUAGCUCACUUUUUGUUUUGUUUUGUUUUUGUUAAUGAAUUAAACAAGUUGGAUUCAUUUUGGUGGUGAGAUUUUAAUUUUUCUUUUUCUUACAUAUGAAUAUAUUUGCGAUUCCAAAGGGUGUGGAGGAUACAAUUUGCCAUAUUAAAAAUGUAAUCGAAAAGCUUAAAGUGGAGGUGAAUUAAAAACAUUUGUGGGAGAGUCCUGGUGAAUUAGAAACAUUUUGUUUAUAGUUUAUGGGUUUUUAAUGUGCUCUGUGUUAUGCAGUGUCUUUAGUUUUCUUAAUGGAAGGGACCCUGUAGGAUUGUUGGGUUCCUUACUUGUGCUGCCCCCUGUAUUGAAUGAUCUCCAGGAUUGACUGUCAGAGUGUAAGUUCACUUGCAACUUUUUUUUUUUUUUUUUCCGUAUCAUCGAGUUGACUUUGACGAUCUGAUAAAUAUCUCAUUUUCUGGUUGUGGUUGGAGUAUGAGUAUUUACUGUAUUAGUUUAUAGUUUCAUCGUCUGUGUAAAGGGUGAAACAGGGUUUCAUAUUUUCAUCCUCUAUGUGAAGGGUGAAAGGGACAAAGGGAAUAUAUGCAAAUGUUAAUUAUUCUUUAUGCAAUUAGCAUAUGAGGAGCUUCAACAGGUACCAUGUUAAUUGUUCUGCUUGAUGGCCUCAGGCCAGGAAGAUAAUGUGCCCGAGUACUGCCAACAACAGGAAGAGCAGGAAAAGUUGGCAAAAAGUGAGACACGUGCCAUCAGAAUAUCAAAUAUGGUUCUUUUUGCAGCUAAAGUUCAUGCAUCUCUCAGAAGUGGUUCUUUAGCCAUCAUCACAUCCAUGUUGGAGUCAUUGCUCGAUCUUUUGUCUGGCUUCAUCCUGUGGUUUACUGCAUUCUCCAUGCAAACCCCUAACCCAUAUGAGUACCCUAUUGAGAAGAAACGUACGCACCCCUUGCCACUGAAGGGAUUGUCUGAAGAGAUUGUUGAGACUGCAGAGACGGAGUCAGGAUUCACUAUGUUUCCAAUGCCCAUGGGCUUGAAAGGGAGAUUCGUUUGUAACCCAGCACUGAAUUUCCUGAACUGCGGUUUUCCAAGCCUGGAAAAAGAUGGUUGAGUUGAGACAGCAAAUUUCCGGCAGAGAAACAGUUCAAGAAGUUGAGCUGGUGCAGGGAAGAGGACACCCUGGCCAGAAGAGUUGGAUACUUAGAUUGAGAGGAAUUGAAACAGUGGACGAGGCUGGGCAGCUUAUUGGCUUCAACCUUUGCUUGUGAGGGAAGAGUUGGAGGAAGGCCGAAUUCUUUAGUCGGGAUGAUAGUAAUUCUUAAGGUUUGUGUUGGUAAUGUGUUUUAAAAAGAGAAAUGGCUUUGUGCAUGAGCAUGAGCAUGUGUGUGAUCCUUACGUCUAAUUUCAUUUGUAUCCCUGAGAUCCGCUAGAUAAACAUUGGUAUCAUAAUAUCAUGUCCAUGGGCUUCAAGGGGAGAUUAAAACUUUCUCUGUGGUUAAUAAAAUCUCGUUCAUUUUAUCAUUUAGAAAAAGCGUCAUGUUAUUUUA